Cajanus cajan (pigeon pea) is the source of this 1921-nucleotide messenger RNA. RefSeq names its product glutathione-disulfide reductase. Gene Ontology annotation, biological process: cell redox homeostasis; cellular response to oxidative stress; glutathione metabolic process. Gene Ontology annotation, cellular component: mitochondrion; cytosol. NCBI's taxonomy places the organism in Eukaryota, Viridiplantae, Streptophyta, Magnoliopsida, Fabales, Fabaceae. Gene Ontology annotation, molecular function: flavin adenine dinucleotide binding; glutathione-disulfide reductase (NADPH) activity; NADP binding. The record is from RefSeq and is a predicted model, not a curated record.
UUUUUUUUUUUUUCUUUCUUUCUUCCUACUAUAUAUACUCUCUGCGUAGUCGUGUUCUUCUUUGUUUCUUCAUUCAUAAACCUAGUUACUCCAAUUACGACGACGCAGGUUUAGUUCGAAUUGUUCGGUUUCGAUUGCGAUGGCUAGGAAGAUGCUUAUCGAUGGCGAACCUGAAUUGGUUCAAGGUGGGGAAGAAGGGACACAUUUUGACUUCGACUUGUUUAUUAUUGGGGCUGGAAGUGGUGGCGUUCGUGCCGCUAGAUUUUCAUCGAAUUUUGGAGCUAAGGUCGGGAUUUGUGAACUUCCGUUUCAUCCAAUUAGCUCAGAAACAGUUGGAGGAGUCGGUGGAACGUGUGUUAUUCGUGGUUGUGUUCCCAAAAAGAUUUUGGUCUAUGGAGCAUCUUUUGGAGGUGACCUUGAGGAUGCCAGGAAUUAUGGGUGGGAAUUGAAUGAGAAAGUUGACUUCAAUUGGAAGAAGCUCUUGCAAAAGAAGACAGAUGAAAUAAACCGGUUAAAUGGAGUUUACAAGCGGUUGUUAUCCAAUGCGGGGGUUAAAUUAUUUGAAGGCGAGGGAAAGAUAGCUGGUCCAAAUGAAGUUGAGGUGACACAGUUGGAUGGUACUAAACUGUCCUAUUCAGCGAAGCACAUAUUGAUUGCAACUGGAGGCAGGGCUCAACGUCCAAAUAUUCCAGGACAGGAAUUGGGUAUAACAUCGGAUGAGGCACUAAGUUUAGAAGAGCUUCCUAAACGUGCUGUGGUUCUUGGAGGAGGUUAUAUUGCAGUUGAGUUUGCAUCUAUAUGGCGUGGUAUGGGUUCCACAGUUGAUCUAGUUUUCAGAAAGGAACUUCCACUGAGAGGUUUUGAUGAUGAAAUGAGAGCCGUAGUUGCAAGAAAUCUUGAAGGCAGGGGAAUUAAUUUGCAUCCAAGGACCAAUUUGACCCAGUUGAUCAAAUCGGAGGAUGGCAUUAAAGUUAUUACAGAUCAUGGUGAAGAGCUGAUUGCAGAUGUUGUACUAUUUGCCACUGGUAGGGCACCUAAUUCUAAGAGGUUAAAUUUAGAAGCUGUAGGUGUUGAGCUCGACAAAAUUGGAGCAAUAAAGGUGGAUGAGUAUUCUCGCACCAACAUACCUAGCAUAUGGGCUGUAGGUGAUGUAACAAACCGAAUGAAUCUUACACCAGUGGCCUUGCUGGAAUCAUCGUGCUUGUCUAAAACAAUAUUUGGUGGGCAAUCAAUCAAGCCAGACUACAGUAAUAUUCCCUGUGCAGUGUUCUGCAUUCCACCACUUUCUGUAGUUGGUCUCAGUGAGGAGCAGGCAAUAGAGCAAACCAAAGGUGAUCUAUUGAUUUUCACAUCGACCUUCAAUCCUAUGAAAAAUUCCAUCUCUGGGCGACAAGAAAAAACUAUUAUGAAGCUUGUUGUUGAUGCCGAAACAGAUAAGGUUCUUGGAGCCUCCAUGUGCGGACCUGAUGCCCCUGAAAUUAUACAGGGUAUUGCUAUUGCAUUGAAGUGUGGAGCUACCAAGGCACAGUUUGAUAGCACGGUGGGUAUACACCCAUCGUCUGCAGAAGAAUUUGUCACCAUGCGGUCAGUGACAAGGCGAGUAACUGGAAGUGGCAAACCCAAGACCAAUUUGUAAAAUGUUUAAAUGAAAAUAGUCUGAAUACGAUCCACUUGAUGUAUUGUAAAGCUGCAAAUGACUUCGUUUGGUGAGAAUAGCUCACAUAAAUAUCUGCUUUUUUAUUUCCCAAUAAAAUGGUUUGUUUUCUUAAAAUUUCAUUUUAUACAAAAUUCCAUAUGAAAACAGUGUUUUUCAGUGCCAUUAAAUGUAAGAACGAGUCAUCUGAUUAAUUCUCCUGACUUUAGUUGAGGUGCCUUCAGAUUCAUUAAAGAUAUUACAGACUUUUGUGCUUCUAUUUUGUUA